This is a messenger RNA of Larimichthys crocea (large yellow croaker), 5302 nucleotides long. It is a transcript of the gene grk4, whose product is annotated as G protein-coupled receptor kinase 4. The record is from RefSeq and is a predicted model, not a curated record. Gene Ontology annotation, cellular component: cytoplasm. The transcript has 16 exons. Lineage: Eukaryota; Metazoa; Chordata; Actinopteri; Sciaenidae. Gene Ontology annotation, molecular function: G protein-coupled receptor kinase activity; ATP binding. The coding region runs from base 339 to 2057 and encodes 572 amino acids. Gene Ontology annotation, biological process: signal transduction; regulation of signal transduction; protein phosphorylation.
GCAGAGGAGGGGCGAGGAGGAGGAGGAGGAGGGAGCCGAAGCAGGAAGGAAGGCAGGCAAGAGAGGGAAGGGAGGCAGGCUGUGAAUGCUAACAAGCCCCGUCGUAAUCACACAGCUCCGUAGGUAGGGUUUGAUAUAUUUAUAUAUAUAUAUAUAAAAACGUCUUGCAAUGGAGAGGAACGACGACCACUAUUAAACACCUACUAUGCGCCAGUGCCGCGUUCGCCCUUGUGCGCGUGCAGCAGCCUCACCGUCGUCGGCACGUUUGAUCAGAAAAAAUAUCGUCUUUUUCCGCUGAGUGAAAUGUAUCGCGACUGCUCGGGAUUCACAUUCUGACAAUGGAGAUUGAAAAUAUCGUGGCCAACACGGUUCUCCUGAAGGCAAGAGAAGGUGGAGGAGGGAAGAGGAAUGGUCGCAGUAAGAAAUGGAAGGAGAUGCUUAAACUCCCCCACAUCAGCCAGUGUGAGGAGCUACGCCGCACUAUCGAGAGGGACUACACCAGUCUAUGUGAGAAGCAGCCCAUCGGUCGGCUGUUAUUCCGUCAGUACUGUGAUACCAGGCCAGAGCUGAAGCGCUGCAUAGAGUUUAUGGAUGCUGUGGCCAUGUACCAGCUAGCUCCUGAUGAGAAGAGGAGGGACUGUGGACUGAAUGUUUUAGACACAUACUUUAAUAAUGGGUCGGCAGCCCAUUUGCCAGACAUACCCCAGGAUGUGGUCGCUGGGUGUCGGGAAAGGCUGGAGCAAAGUCCGUGUAAGGAGCUCUUCAAUGACUGCACCAAAAUAGUUCGUGAUUAUUUGAGUGGAGCUCCAUUUUCCUCCUACCAGGAGUCCAUGUACUUCUCUCGCUUCCUGCAGUGGAAAUGGUUGGAGAGGCAACCAGUAACCAAAAAUACCUUCAGACAUUAUAGAGUACUAGGAAAAGGUGGAUUUGGCGAGGUUUGUGCCUGCCAAGUACGUGCCACCGGUAAGAUGUACGCCUGUAAAAAGCUGGAAAAGAAACGAGUGAAGAAAAGAAAAGGUGAAGCAAUGGCACUAAACGAAAAACGCAUUUUAGAAAAAGUUAACAGUAGUUUUGUAGUUAGUCUAGCAUAUGCCUAUGAGACCAAGGAUGCGCUGUGCCUGGUGUUGACCAUAAUGAACGGCGGUGACUUAAAGUUCCAUAUCUACAACAUGGGAAACUCAGGCUUUGACGAGCAAAGGGCCAUCUUCUACGCUGCUGAGAUCUGCUGUGGCCUUGAGGACCUGCACCGUGAGAGGAUAGUCUACAGGGAUUUGAAACCUGAAAACAUCCUCCUGGAUGAUCGUGGACACAUCCGAAUUUCAGACCUGGGUCUUGCAGUUCAAAUCCCUGAAGGAGAGACGAUACGAGGGAGAGUGGGCACUGUUGGAUACAUGGCUCCCGAGGUGAUCCAGAACGAGAGCUACACCGUCAGCCCAGACUGGUGGGGGCUCGGUUGCCUGAUUUUUGAGAUGAUACAGGGCCAGUCGCCCUUCCGCAAGCGCAAGGAGCGCGUCAAACGGGAGGAGGUGGACAGACGAGUUCGCGAGGACCAGGAGGAGUACUCUGAUAAGUUCUCAGAGGAGGCGAAGGACAUCUGCAGACAGCUCUUGGCGAAGGACCCCAAGGAGCGACUGGGUUGCCAAGGUCGUGGGGCCAUCGAGGUCAAGCAGCACCCCAUCUUCAGAAACAUCAACUUUAAACGGCUGGAGGCCAACAUGCUGGACCCUCCGUUCAGCCCUGAUCCUCGGGCCGUGUACUGUAAAGACGUCCUGGACAUUGAGCAGUUCUCCACUGUCAAAGGCGUGAACCUUGACCCCACAGACGACGACUUCUACCACAAGUUUGUCACAGGCAGCGUCUCCAUCCCGUGGCAGAACGAGAUGAUCGAGAUGGAGUGCUUCAAAGAAAUCAACGUCUAUGAGACUGAUGGGACGCUGUGCUCAGACCUGGACGUGAACCGGCCUAAUCCUCCACCAAAGAGAGGCUUCUUCUACCGCCUGUUCAGACGAGAGGCAAGUGCUAGUGCUCCGCCAACUGUCCGAGGGGGUGGGGGCUAAGGUCUGUUUUAAGAGCGGUUACAGUGACGACGAGAUCGAAGAGCCCUCGCGACUUUAAACCACUCCCUCCACCUGCCUCCUCCACCCUCUCUCUCCCCCCGCCCCCCCCACCCCUCGCCGCUGAACUUCACCACAAACUCCGAGUGCAAAUCUUAGGAACUCAGUGAAUGUUGACCUGUAUUUAUGAGCUGUAUUAAAAGUGUAUUAUAAUUAAAGAAAAAAGUAUGAGUUUAAAGAUUUUGUACAUUUGUACUUGAAUUUAUGUCUAGAUGUAUAUUUUCACUAAAGGUUGUAUUGUACAAAAAGCCAUAAAAGUACCACUUGAAUGCAUACAUUACAUUUUUAUUUCCUGUUUAUUUUCUUUUGGAAUGAGUAUGGAUAAUGUGUAUUGGGGAGUUUUUUUUUUUUUUUUUUUUUUAAGAAGCACAGUACUAGUAGUCUUUUUAUUUUUCUCAAUGUAGCAUAAGGCCUUUUUUGUUUUUAUAUGUGCUGUAUGUUUGUCAUUGAUUUGGCCGACGUGACGUUGUUGUUAGCACAUCAGAUCCACCCGGUCUCAAACUCUAACCCUUAGCUACUGCGCCUUUCAAGGCUCAGAUAGAUCUGAAUGAAACGUGUAGAUCCAAACAAUAUGGGGGAGAAAUAAAUCCAGUCUAACAUUGCUGUGUAGUAAACUCUCUUGUAGGUGCCUAGACCGAUUCUAGCAGAGAUGGCAUGGAUUUAUUUCUGACAGUCUUUUAGUCAGCAUGUGCAACAACAAGAAUCAAGUAAAAAAAUACAGUUUCAAACAUUACAGGCUUAUUAUUGAGGCUUUGUUUCCCGGAAUAUAAGGCCUGAUAAUUAGAAUUCUUGGAGCUUUCCAAACUCCUCACAUGAGUUGCAAAAGGCUCAGAACAUUAACUUCAGAUGCCAGACAGUGUUUCCUCUGGGAGCACAGCUGUUAAGUAAAAGUCUGUUACAUUAUUCACUCAGGCAUACCAAUGUUUGUGAUUUUUUUCCCCCCUAUUUUUUCCUGCUUCUUUUUGCUUCUACCUAGCUUUUCUUUAUUUUUAUUUUUUUCUGAUGUGUCCAGUUACUAUUGACCUCUUUCAUGUGCAGAGUGGAAAUCCUUUGCUAAGAAAUAUCGCUAGGACUGGUUGACUGGUAGAAGGAGUUUGAAACAUAGAGUAUGAUAAAGAUGAUUAUGGGACUGUGUCGGAGAUCUGACCUGAAGCUGACAAGGGCUUCAUUUAGAUAACAAAUUGCUAUUGCAUUAAACUAACUUCCAUUGAUUCAGCUGUCAGCAACUAUCAGCCUCUGCGCUGAGUCAAGAUACAACCUGCUUUGGCCUCUGUGCCUGUCGGCCACAUAUCCUGCUAGUGGACCUCCAGUUAGAUCCCGUGGCUUUAGCCGUGUUUGUAGUAGAUGAAAGUACCAUUUCCUAAUCGUAAUAUAGCACCCUCCUUUAACUAUACCAUCAAAAUCCUGAUGUUCUCUCAUAGAUUGACUUGAGACAGUUACUUGUGUGUGUUCAGACAGGGAGGAAACAUUGCAGUAUUUCCUCCCAAGUUCACCGAUCAUGAACAAAUACAUCUCCCCAUCGUGUUCUAAUCAGGAUUUGUUAUGUUCAAUUGGCAUUCAGAGGCAUUCGAUUAUGACUUGUGCUUUUGAGGCAGUCGCUGUUUACUCCCCACCACAUGUUUUAAUGCUGUGAAUACCCAAUCUGGACAUGUUAGCUUUGUGUGUGUGUGUGUGUGUGCAUUACACUGUAUGCAAAUGCAGCUUCUGUUCAAUCUAAUUCGUUGAAGAACAACAGUACAAUAGUUCAAAAUCAUGUCAGGACCUGAAUGUCACUGAAUUUGAAACUUAUUCCAGACGCUUACAUUUGAAAUGGUACGCAUAUAUAAAUCCCCCCCCAUCUCGUUGGCUUUCUCUAAAAGAUUUUGUCCCCUGUUGCACAUUCCAUUAUCAAAAAAAUCAGGAAUAGAACGUGUGCAUCUAGCUGUUGCUGGCUUGUCGUCACUUGAGUUUCUGAGUGUCUUUGUUUGUUUUGUUUUUUUAUCAUUAUUUUGAUUUUUUUUUUUUGUUGCUCUCAGGCACAUUUUGAAGCUGAUUUCUCUUGCCUAUGUAGAUUUUAGCCUUUUAGCUCUUUAGCCUCAAAAACCUUGUAAAUGAUGUAUUUCUAACAUGUAACUAAGCUCUAACACACAUUCACUCACUCUCACAGGGAAACUAAACUGUGUUUGCCACCCAUGCCUCUGUCAUUGUUUGACCUUUACUCUUAUACCAUCCAUAUAGCAGUAAAGAAAUCCUGUUUAGUUUCAUUGCACUAUGGUGGUGUUUUGACAAUGACUAUAGGAAAGUGUCUUUAACCUUUUUGCCAAUGAUACCAAAAGCAACACAUCAAGUAAAUCCAACUUGUUUUGUUAUCAGAAAAAUUAACUGAAGAAAGACUGUCAGCCUUUUUAUUGUACGUGCCAAUUUACCAGCUUCAGUUCUGACAUCCCGCCUUUUUUCAACCUCUUUAUCAUUCCGUCCACUCUGAGAGAAAUUCCUUCACAUAAAGGAACUUUAAACAGCUCAACAGUUUUGAAUGUCCGCACUAAGUGCAUUGUAAUGCCUGUUUUAAAAAAAAAACAAACAUAUGUUUUAUUACUCAAGCAUGUAUCGGUUUGUAAUACUUCAGGUUCCUUGUAUAUGUAAAUGAUGACCUUCUAGUGCCAACAUAUCUCACUGGUAUCUGAGGACAACUUUAUAAAUGGCAAGGUGACCAGCUGAGUUGGCCCCGUUUGAAUACAUAACCAGCAUUCCUUCUCUCCUGCCUUUCCUCCAAGGCGGUGAUGGUGAGUCUUCUCCUUUUUAAAAAGAAAAGAGAGAGAAGAAAAACAAAACAAAAAAAAAAGAAGUGCGAUGGCGCUCACCAGCAACGUUUAAGAAGCGAGAGAUCCUCAGUUCCUUGACGUCACUUGAGGCUAGUUUUGGAAUAACCACCUGAUAAAUGCCUGGAGGUUCUCCGGGGGUUUCACACUCCUCUUUGUCCAGAUAUGUCAGAUAUGUGAUGUUUUUGAGGAAUGACAAAAUGCGUCAUUGGUAUUCAAACGGGGCCUGGGACUUCUUGAUUUUUCUUCUUUUUUUGUAUCUGUACAGUCAUGUCGUUCAACCACUGCAGUCAUUGUUAAUUCUUGUACAAGUUGUAUCACUGGUUGUUGUACCAUAUCUGACAUUUGUAAUUAUGAAAUAAUACACUGCCAUUUGUAUAAAAAAAAAAA